AUGCAAGAGCUGUCACAAGAGAAAGAGGAGUUACACAACUUCAGUCUGGCUUUGUCCAGCCUGCAGCAUGUUCUCAUGCCCAGAGACUGCAGUCACGUCAUGGCGGCGGGAAAGUCCCAAAGUGGAGUCUAUACCAUCUUUAGCGGGUCCAACAGCUUCAAGGCUUACUGCAACAUGAACCUGGACGGGGGAGACUGGACCGUAAUCAUGCUCGUUUGCUCCGCUGAUGGUGUGCGUGUGUGUUUGCAGGUGAUCCAGAGGAGAAAGGACGGCUCCGUCGACUUCUUUCGGGGUUGGAACGACUAUCGAAAGGGCUUUGGAGACCUCGCCGGAGAGCACUGGCUCGGCCUGCAAAACAUCCACGCUCUGACGGCCUCGGGCGCUUACCAGUUGCGGAUCGACUUGACCAUAUUCGACGGCGUCAAAUACUACGCUCUCUACGACGACUUCUCGGUGGGCCGGAACUCGCUGGACCCCGAGAAGGACGGCUACCCGCUGCUUGUGAGCGGCUACUCUGGAAACGCAGACGAUCGAUUCACCUACCAUUCUGGGAUGAAGUUCAGCACCAAAGACCGCGUCCAAGACAAGAGUGGUGGCAAUUGCGCCAUUGAACGGAAGGGCGCUUGGUGGUACAACGACUGUGCCAGCUGCAACCUGAACGGGCUGUACAAGGCAACCGGCACCUGCGACAAAACCAAUGCAUUAUGGUUAGAUUUGGGGCCAUCACGUUUUACCUGCCUGAGAUUCGUGGAGAUGAAGAUCCGGCCCAGAAAGUGAGCGGUCAGCCGGCGGAGCCUGGGAACGGCAUCCCCGUGGGAUCACGUGGGUGCUGCCCGACGUCACCCAUUUGUGCAGCGCUCGUCAAGUAAAAUGGCGGUGCGCAAAUGUGUGUCGGAUUUGGCCCGGGCAAAUGGGCUCAAGUGCAAUUCCGAAUUUCCCCAGAAGCUUGACACGAGAGACACCUGACAAACGGUUAGUUGGAAGUUAGUUCCUCAAAAUGAAGUCUUAUCAAAAAGCAGUUCGGCGCUGUUGCGGUUCCAAAUUUCACCAGCAGACGGUGCCAAAUUUAGACUGCCGUGACAUGUUAAGUCCGUCGUUAGAUUAGUCGAAGUUAUUGACUCGGGAAACACGACCUGUUUUGAAUGACACGCACACGCGCCCGCACACACACACACACUCACUCACUUUUGGAUCAUUUUAGGAUGCUUUGCUUUGCUA
Messenger RNA from Syngnathus acus (greater pipefish), 1218 nucleotides. RefSeq names its product fibrinogen C domain-containing protein 1-like. The transcript has 6 exons. Bases 1 to 777 code for a protein of 258 amino acids. The record is from RefSeq and is a predicted model, not a curated record. NCBI's taxonomy places the organism in Eukaryota, Metazoa, Chordata, Actinopteri, Syngnathiformes, Syngnathidae.